This is a messenger RNA of Brassica oleracea var. oleracea, 994 nucleotides long. RefSeq names its product VIN3-like protein 1. The transcript has 3 exons. NCBI's taxonomy places the organism in Eukaryota, Viridiplantae, Streptophyta, Magnoliopsida, Brassicales, Brassicaceae. The record is from RefSeq and is a predicted model, not a curated record. The coding region runs from base 2 to 994 and encodes 330 amino acids. Gene Ontology annotation, biological process: vernalization response; epigenetic regulation of gene expression.
AAUGGAUACGAAAAGGAAGAUCUCGCAUUCCCGCAAGAAGCAGCAACAAGAAGCCGACGGUGAUAUUACUAACUCAUGGAUCUGUAAGAACCCGUCUUGUAGAGCUAACGUGCCUUUAGAUGAUUCUUAUUGCAAGUGGUGUUCUUGUUGCGUGUGCCAUGCUUUCGAUAAGACCAACGACCCAACCCUUUGGUUGGUUUGUGAGUCCGAGAAACCAAACGACGUCGAGUUCUGUGGCCUGUCGUGCCAUGUCGAGUGUGCGUUUCGAAAAGACAUUGUCUGGGUUAAUGCUACUGGGAACCUGAUGAAGCUUGAUGGAUAUUUCUGUUGCUACUCUUGCGGCAAAGUUUCUGACAUUCUUGGAUGUUGGAAGAAGCAGCUUGUGGCAGCAAAGGAUGCACGAAGGAUAGAUGUUCUAUGUUACAGGAUAGAGUUGAGUUACAGGCUUCUCGAUGGGACUAGUCGUUUUUCUGAGCUACAUGAGAUUGUUAAAGAUGCUAAGUCUAAGCUGGAAGUUGAAGUUGGUCCUAUUGACGGGCCUUCUGCCAGAAAUAACCUGGGCAUUGUUAGUCGGCUUCCUGUAGCAAUGCAGGUGCAAGAGCUCAGCAGUUUUGCUAUCAGAAGGGCAGAGUAUUGGUCAACCAGUGUAGCCAGAGGUUUGGUUCCUGCUGCAUGCAGGUUUGAUUUUAUAGAUGUUGCGCCUAGACAAGUGAUCCUUCGUUUGAUUGAGCAUUCUAGUGCUGAAGAACGUGGUGUGAAGGGUUAUAGGUUAUGGUGUGACAAGAAAGGAGAGACGCCUGAGGACGAUCAGUUUGACACUGAUUUGAGUAGAGGAGAAGCACAGAGGAUGAGGAUAUUGUUUUCUGACCUUGAGCCUUGCAAGGAGUACAUAUUCCGUGUUGUAUCUUACACAAGAGCUGGGGUUUUAGGUCAUUCUAUCGCUGGAUGCUUUACCAAGAGCGUUGAGAUUUUCCAGCGGAGCGGUGGUAACUAA